AUGCGCGCUCCGAACACGAACACGACCAGCGAGCAGUUGCUACGAAUCUACGCUGCUGCUUCAUGGCUCCGGAGGGUGUACGAGGCAGCGGUAGCGGCAGCAGCGGCGGGGAUGCUGGAUAUUGCAUCCACGGCGGCGAGGAUCCUUGCGGGUCUCCGCGCGGCUGGUGCGGCUGCUAUCGGUGUGUACGGUAAAUCGGCGCGCUACCUGCGGAAGACGGUGGGUGCGCUGGGGUCUGUGGCCGGAAAGACGUGGGAGCUGGCAGGGACAGGCGUGUGCGCUGCAGGAGCAGCGUUGAAGAGGAUAGAUGCGAAAGCGUGGGAAGUGGGGGAGUGCAUGCUGCUGCCGGUCGUGCGGCGGACUGCGGACCUGCUGCAGUGCGUCGCCUCGCGGGCGGCGGAGGGAUGCAGAGAGAUCGCUGGCAAGAUCAGCGAGGCGUCACGAGCCAUCACCACGCAAGCCCUCGCCACCUCUCGCUCCAUUACCGGCGCGGCGGCCUCGAAGUCGGAAUCACUCGCGGCGCGGAUGCGGGAGCACUGGCGGCAGCACGUAAAGCCGCGGAUCAUCGCGGCUAUCCUCGAGCUCGGUAUCCGCUCCGGCGGUGUGGUGAAGCGGGUGAAGCUUGUCUGCUCACGGACGAACACCCUGUUCCGCGCGGAACUCCGGCUUCUCUUGGGGAUGGUUCCCCCCCUUCGAGCCCGAGCCUCCGCCCUCGCCACGGCGCUCGCGGUGAAAACGCAGCCGGCUUGCACGUCGCUCGUCUUCGCGGUUAAGAAGGUGGUCCUGCGGAUGAGACUGAGGCUGGGAGCGCCGGCGUCAAGGCAGCAGCAGAGGGGCAGUACCUACAGUCUGUAUAUGAACUUCAUUACGAGUAAGAGGUUGGAGAGUCCAGCGGUCCGGAUAUUCAUCUGCAGUUCACGGGAAGAAAGGUCGAGUGACGUGUGGUGA
Molecule: messenger RNA, 948 nt
Organism: Tricharina praecox
Lineage: Eukaryota; Fungi; Ascomycota; Pezizomycetes; Pezizales; Pyronemataceae
Exons: 3
Coding region: 1-948 (315 amino acids)
Source: RefSeq, a predicted model, not a curated record